AUGCCGUCGCAUAAUCGUAUCUUGCACGAUGAUACGACUAUCCCCCAGAGAGUGAUGUGGGGAGGACCAGCCAAUGGUGACUUGGUGGAUCCAUGGGGUUGGGAUGAUAUCAAAAGCUGUUGGCAGCUACUUCGUCAAUGUGAAGGCUUGAUGAGGCUGGAACUUGACGUAUUCUGCCUGCAACGAUUAGAUUGGGCUCUGCUCAUCCGGCUAAUUCACGUCAAAGGAUUGGUGGUUUUCUCGCGACGCCCGGGUGAAAAUGAGAUAGAGGACAGCCGCAUUAACACCGACUCGAAGAUAUGGCUGUCGAUUAGUGGCAGGAAGCCAGUUCAUACACCCACAACCGAGCUGAUGAUCGAAAGUAUGACCAAUUCUCGGAAUAUGAAGGCCAAGGCCCUCAAGCGCCAUUACGCGGAAACCAAGUUGCAUGAAAUAUACGGAGGGGAUAUCUAUCCCGAGGUGGACUAUGACAGUGAUGAUUGGUAG
Penicillium manginii is the source of this 486-nucleotide messenger RNA. RefSeq lists its product as uncharacterized. The record is from RefSeq and is a predicted model, not a curated record. NCBI's taxonomy places the organism in Eukaryota, Fungi, Ascomycota, Eurotiomycetes, Eurotiales, Aspergillaceae. The transcript has a single exon. The coding region runs from base 1 to 486 and encodes 161 amino acids.